This is a messenger RNA of Peronospora farinosa, 639 nucleotides long. The record is from the annotation of a GenBank genome assembly. NCBI's taxonomy places the organism in Eukaryota, Oomycota, Peronosporomycetes, Peronosporales, Peronosporaceae.
AUGAUUGGCAAAACAUUGAGGAAAAGACGUUGGUGUGAACUUCGUAAACACAAAUGGUCUGAUUCAGAGGCGCUAUCAACGGUUAACGAAGUUGCAGACAGCUAUUUUAAGGCGGAACAUUGCGAAUUAAGCACAACCAGCGAUUUGCCAUCAGUGUCGGCGCUGCGCUUGGUUUGUCGUCAUGAAGAGGAGAAAGAAGCAGACGGUGGAGACGGUGAUGAUGAUGAGAGUUUUGACAUAGCGUCAACCAAAGAAGUCGAUGGACAGACACACGCUGCCACGAAGGAUGGCAUUCUCGCACUGUUGGCGGCUGCUGCCAGAAACGAUUCGAUUCGUAAAUUGUGUGUCACUCUUGCACGAGGAUGGCUUGCAUUGAAUAUUAUUAUGGCACUGGAGUCAAUUCAAGACGAAGACCGGUAUUUCCAUCCAUCGCGCUACGUACUGGCGCGGAUUGUGUGUUUGUUGUCGACGUUCUACUCCACACUGGAGCAUAGCGGGUCUACUUGUGACAGUGUGCUGGCUUUCGUGGAUGCUGUGCGAGCUCAUCGAGGUGAAGAACAGUUGCAGGGUCCUUCUGUCACAGCAGCAAGGGCACUAAAGAAAAGGGCUCCAAGAUUUUCGACAAACGGCGGCCUCUGA